Messenger RNA from Pochonia chlamydosporia 170, 846 nucleotides. RefSeq lists its product as hypothetical. The transcript is spliced from 3 exons. Lineage: Eukaryota; Fungi; Ascomycota; Sordariomycetes; Hypocreales; Clavicipitaceae. The coding region runs from base 1 to 846 and encodes 281 amino acids. The record is from RefSeq and is a predicted model, not a curated record.
AUGGCACCAACAACCGCCAAAGCCAACUACAAGACCUACGAGGCCCAAGCCCGUAUGGUGAGAGCCAUCGUCGCCGCACACCCCGACGUAAAAUGGAACUACAAGGAAAUCGUCGCCUGCUACGGCUCCGACAUGACAGAGCACGCACUUAAUCACCGCUUCCGGCGCCUCAAGGCCCAGUCCCUCAUCAUCCGUCACGGCCGCACCCAAGGCUUCGACAUGAAGAACCUAGUCGUGGAAGAGGGGAUGCCAGCUUCCCAAGAUGCAGUUGACAAGAACAACAUUGCCAAAUACUUUGGCCAAUCUACCGCCGACGGAAUCCAGUUCCAGUUCCGGACCAUUAAAAAGGACGCAGACCACCUUCGUCAGGUACACAACUCGGGGGGCGAUGUGGCGAAUUGCCUACCCCUCGGAACGCCGACCAAAAGUGUCCGCACACCGGGGAGUCGUAAGCGCGGGCGAGACGUGAAGCCCAGCUCCGAUGAGUCCGAGGACGUCGAGAAAGACUGGAGCGAGGAGGAGACCCCGUCGAAGCGUGGUCGUGCGCUCCCAUCGGGCCAGAAGAACGGCGGGACGCGUAGGGCUGCUGUGCGGGCGAACGCUACUAUCGCUAGUGCCGCGGAGCAGGAUGAACAGGAACAGGAGCAGGAGGACGAUGGACAGAGGGCCAUUGCUGUGAAGGAGGAGUAUGUUUCGCUUUUUGGGGAUCCUGGUGCGGGGGGGAGUGCCGGUGCGUUUACGGAAUUGUCGACUGAUCCGGUUAUUUCGAGUACCAUGAACAUGAGCAUGUAUUCGGAUGCGUUUUAUGAGGGGGUGGGGGAUGAUUACCUCGAGGGGGAGAUUUAG